GGACGGUGAGGAACGGCCGCGGUGGCGUCGGCGGCCUGCCGGACUCAUUGGGCGCGUGGUGCGGAGGGAUACACCGGCCGGAGGGGAAGCGGAGCUAGCCAGGCGGAGGGCGGAGAAGGCGAAGCGCAGUGACGCCGUGUGACGGCCGGCCCGGCAACAUGGCCUCGGAGCUGGAGAGCCUCAACCCCAGCGCGCGGAUCAUGACCUUCCGCCCCACCAUGGAGCAGUUCCGCGACUUCAGCCGGUACAUCGCCUACGUGGAGUCGCAGGGCGCCCACCGCGCCGGGCUCGCCAAGAUCAUUCCUCCGAAGGAAUGGAAACCGCGAAGGUGUUACGAUGACAUUGAUGAACUGAUCAUCCCAGCCCCGAUCCAGCAGGUGGUGACUGGGCAGUCGGGCCUCUUCACACAGUACAACAUCCAGAAGAAGGCUAUGACAGUCCGAGAAUUUAGAAGAAUUGCAAACAGUGACAAAUACUGCACACCUCGGUACACAGACUUUGAAGACCUUGAGCGAAAGUACUGGAAGAACCUAACGUUCAAUGCCCCCAUCUAUGGUGCUGAUGUUAAUGGCACACUUUAUGAGAAGCAUGUAGACGCGUGGAAUAUCGGCAGACUGAACACAAUCUUGGAUAUCGUGGAGAAUGAAAGCGGCAUAACCAUUGAAGGAGUGAAUACUCCUUAUCUCUACUUCGGCAUGUGGAAAACUUCCUUUGCUUGGCAUACUGAGGACAUGGAUCUCUAUAGUAUUAAUUACUUGCAUUUUGGAGAACCCAAGUCAUGGUACUCUAUCCCUCCAGAACAUGGGAAGCGACUGGAGAGACUUGCGAAAGGUUUCUUUCCCGGAAGCGCCCAGAGCUGUGAAGCUUUUCUCCGUCACAAGAUGACCCUCAUCUCCCCAUCAAUUCUGAAGAAAUAUGGCAUCCCAUUUGAUAAGGUGACACAGGAGGCUGGUGAAUUCAUGAUAACUUUUCCUUAUAGUUAUCAUGCUGGCUUUAAUCAUGGAUUUAACUGUGCUGAAUCUACUAACUUCGCUACUCUUCGAUGGAUAGAGUAUGGGAAGCAGUCUGUACUGUGCUCAUGCCGGAAGGACAUGGUGAAGAUCUCUAUGGAUGUGUUUGUAAGAAAAUACCAGCCAGAUCGCUACAAGCUUUGGAAAGCUGGGAAGGACGUGACUGUCAUUGACCACACUCUUCCAACACCAGAGGCAGCAGAAUUCCUUAAAGGAGAUCUCAUGCAAAAAGUCAAGAGUGGGAAACAAUGCGCUGAGGAAAUGGAAACUGGGGAAACGUGUAAAGAGGAGGUGGACGGGGAUGAGACAAAAAGUGUGCCCAAGCAUCGUAUAGGAACUAAGAGGCAUAGAGUCUGCCUGGAAGUGCCUCAAGAGGUGAGUGAGAGUGAGGCCUUCCCCAAAGAGGAGCUGAGCUCUGUGCAGUAUGAAGUGGAUGUGGCAGAGCCUCCCGUGAGACCUACCAGUGGACUUGUGCAGCAGGGUGAACGCGGGUUCAAGCUUCCAGAUCGUGUGGACUCAUUGGCCAAAUUUGAAGAACUGAAAACUGUGAAGCUUGAGGAGGAAGAAGAGGAAGAGCAAGAAGCAGCUGCAUUAGAUCUCUCUAUUUCACAUGCUUCAAACUCCGUUUCAGCUCUGCCAGCUUCAAAGCUGAGUUCAACUUCCAGUGUUCGGCCCAGCUCACCAGCAUAUUCUGGUUCUUCAGACUGUGAAUCCACUGAUCUGUUGCCAAAAAGAACUCUUCCUGGGCCGGCUGGGGUGCUUACUGUCCAUAGCUAUGCUAAAGGAGAUGCCAAUGGAUCUGACAAUGAACAGACUUCGGGAAAGAAAGCCAGUGCUACAGCCAGUGUGAAUGAACAAGAACUGGCAGAGGUAGCGAAGGAGUACAUAAGAUCAAUGAAAGAGAGUAAAAAGUCCAAGGGCCGUCGCCAACCAUUGAGCAAGCUUCCACGCCAUCACCCGCUUUUGGUUAAAGACUGCAUUAGUGAUGAUGAGGCAUCAGAGCAACUAACUCCUGAAGAAGAGGCUGAGGAGACAGAAGCUUGGGCCAAACCACUUAGCCAGCUGUGGCAGAAUCGGCCACCCAAUUUUGAGGCUGAAAAAGAAUACAAUCGGACCAUGGCUCAACAGUCUCCAUACUGUGCUGUUUGUAUGCUCUUUCAGACAUACCAGGCAGAAUGUGGAGGCCACAGUCAAAACUCGGGGGCAGCUCCAAGUGCUGUGGAUGGGAAGAUCCGAACCAAGCCUCUAAUUCCUGAAAUGUGCUUUACUACAACUGGCUGCAGCACUGACCUCAAUCUCUCAACCCCUUACUUGGAAGAGGAUGGAACCAGCGUACUUAUCACCUGCAAGAACUGCCAUGUCUGUGUUCAUGCAAGUUGUUACGGUGUAUCCCCUGACAAGGCCACAGAAGAUUGGAUGUGCUCCAGGUGUACAGAGAAUGCCUUAGAAGAGGACUGCUGUUUGUGCUCGUUACGAGGAGGAGCGCUGCAGAGAGCCAAUGAUGACAAAUGGGUUCACGUGAUGUGUGCUGUAGCUGUAUUGGAGGCAAAAUUUGUGAACAUUGCAGAGCGCAGUCCUGUAGAUGUUGGCAAAAUCCCCUUGCAACGUUUCAGACUGAAGUGCAUCUUCUGCAAGAAGCGGAGAAAGAGAAUCGCAGGUUGCUGCGUACAGUGCUCCCAUGGUCGGUGUCCCACGUCCUUUCACGUCAGCUGUGCCCAAGCAGCAGGAGUCAUGAUGCAGCCUGAUGACUGGCCAUUUGUUGUCUUCAUUACUUGCUUCAGACAUAAGAUUCCAUCUCAGGCAGAGCGAGCCAAGGCUGCACUCCAGGAUCUGUCACCUGGACAAGUAGUCAUCAGCAAGCACAAGAAUGGUCGUUUCUAUCAAUGUGAAGUGGUCAGUCUUGCAAAGGAGACUUUCUACGAGGUGAACUUCGAUGAUGGCUCCUUCAGUGAUAACCUGUAUCCAGAGGAUAUUGUGAGUCGAGACUGUCUUCAGUUAGGUCCUCCUGCUGAAGGUGAAGUUGUGCAGGUGAGAUGGACAGAUGGACAAGUUUAUGGAGCCAAGUUUGUUGCAUCACAUGCCAUCCAGAUGUACCAGGUGGAGUUUGAAGAUGGAUCACAGUUGAUGGUGAAAAGGGAUGAUGUGUACACUCUUGAAGAGGAGCUUCCUAAGAGAGUCAAAUCAAGGCUGUCAAUAGCUUCAGAUAUGCGCUUCACAGAGAUCUUUGCAGAGAAGGAGGUCAGACAAGAGAGGAAGAGACAAAGAGUGAUCAAUUCACGCUACCGGGAAGAUUACAUUGAGCCUGCGUUGUACCGGGCUAUCAUGGAGUAAGCACUGCCUGUGGCAGAGGAAGAAGAUGCCCACAUCCCCAAGGAUUUAAAUGCUCCAGUACAACAGGCCAUAUUUGGAUGCUUCAAAUCCAGGGUGUUUUUGUUUUGUUUUUUUUUUAAGGAAGCUAAAAAGCUGAUGCUCUGCAGUAGCUGAAAGCCAGCUGUUGGAUAGUGAAACAGAUCCCGUUUGCUGAAGCUGAUGCCUGCAGGCUCCUGGUCUGAAGUUGGGUCCUCACUGAAUAAGCCAGCUUGGGGGUGCUGCUUUCAUCUCGUCAAGCAGUCUUGCUUUUUUUUUUUUUUUAAUUAGAGACGAUUUUGACAGGUGGCAAACUCUUCUGGGAGUUGUAGCCAGGAAUCUUGGCAGCUGCAGAGUAGUACAAAAUGUAUUGUUUUAAUUGAAUAAUGUUCCUGAUUUGGGGAGUCUCCCUGGUGGCCACACCUGGGCUUGAGCAGGCAGUAUUACUGGUGCUUGACAUUGAACCUCUUUUUAUAUUUAUAUCCAUCUUUUUGUCUCAAGCAGCUUUAGCCUCUUGUUUCUCAGCACCUCCUCUCUGAGGCUUGAGCUGUGGGCUGUUCAGGUCCAAGCAGACAGGAGGUGCUUGUAUGAACAGGUGAAAUGUGAAAUUGAAUCCUAUUGGACAAAUUAUUUAACCCUCCAUAAUACUUUUGUUCUGAUACUUGUUUUGACUUACUCAUAAUUUUAACUGUAACAGUAUGUGCCUCAGUACCAACAAAAUCUGUCUCAAGCCCUGUGCAGUGCAGCUUUCUAACAAGAAUACACAUUCAGCUCCCAAAGAGUUUCUUUCUAGGUUUUCCCCCCACUAGGGCAAUAAUGACCAAAAGGACAGAGUCCUAACUUCCCUCCUUGAGAUCUAAGCAUCACAGUAUUGGGUAUGACAGGGCAGCAGUAUUUGAAGCAGCAUGGCACCUCUUCUGUAGCAGCCCUUUGUAUGGCCACAGGCUUUUGCUUAUAACAGUUAGAUCUGGCUCAGAGAGGUACAGCAUGCACUGAACUGUAUGUAUUACUGAAAGACUGCGUAAUGCCCUUCUGAAGCAGGAGUGCUGCCAUGUUGCUGUCUGGCAAAGGUUACUGCAGUGUUUUUAUAGAGAGUGAGUAAGUAGGGCACAUCUCAGUCAUGCUGGAGAGAAUUUCCUAUCCCAGCAAUAGGAAGCUGAAUUAAGUUGGGUGGUAGGUAUAUCCUGAAGAUGUGUUAACUUGCUCCUGUUAGUUUAAGCAUUAUCACAGUGCAGCAAGAGCUAUGUAAACAUGUGUUCCUUCCCAUUCCUUAGGAAAGGGAUUUUAGGCCAUGGAGCAAGUUGGCUGCCUUCCUUUGCAUGAAAUGACUGGGUGAUUUUCCUGCUGGAGGAAGAAAAAGGUUACGUUUUCUCCAAAAGCAGUUUGAGAGGAGAAUCUUGUAGUGAAACAGACCUAGUGCAUCCCUGCUCUACAGGGACAUGGCAAUGUGUCUGCAAAAUCUGGAUUUGUAAGUUUUUUUCCUUUGUUACAUAAGAACGCUAUAAACCAAACUAUUCUGAAACCCCAGAGCAUCAGUUUGUGAUUAGCAAUAAAAUGUAGUAUUGUGUAGUGAUACAACUCUUGAUCAGAAAAGUAAUAAACUACAACUUUUUUUAAAAAAAAACUCACUUAUCCCUACAUUUUUAUAGGAUCAGGAGGCUGAUAUGCGUAGCGAAGAUUUGCACAACUGCUGUUUUGCAUAGAGGUUUUUCUGUACAAGGUUUGUGGCAGAAUACCUUAUUCAUCAGUAUUGGAAGACUUGAGAUUCUUGAAGGGGAUAGUGGCUUUCUUUUGUAUAUUUUCCCGUAUCCAAAAUUCCUGGUUGCUCUCAGGGUAUUAGAUCAUUUUCUAAUGGUUGAAGUAGUUUAUUUGAUAAAACUAGGAUCUGGGAAAGCCAGAGCUUAGUAGCCGCAAGUGCUCAGCCUAAGCAAUGAGAACAGAACUGCACUUUCUCUUAGUCUGUGUGUAAGCCUCUCUGGAGUGUUCUACUGUUAGCAAAUGUGAAGAAAAGCUUGCAGUGUCUGCACAAAUUUGCCUCUCUUCUUUCAGCGUACUUAGGCUGAACACUAACCUGCGUAUUACUGAAAAACAGUCUUUGCAUCAUCUCCUGUUUUCCCUCCAGGGAGAAAAGUUGUUGGUGUUCAGACUUUCUUGACAGACUACUAUAUAACUUAAAUGGACUGUUCCCUCUGAAGUGCUUGUGCUACAAACAACUGGCUAUAAACAGCAUCAUCCUGAAAUGAUGACCUAGUGCAAAGCAGCUGAAUUUGUUUGAAAAGUUUCAGCUGCAGCAGGUUUUGCUGCCCACCUCUUAACAGAACUGAUGUGGGUUUUGAUUUUUUCCUUCCCCUCCAAGAGUGUCUGUGCCUGGUAUUUGUUUUCGAACAGGAGCUUUGUUCUGCUGCGUUUUCUGCAGACUCCAGGCUCAUGCUCUUGUCAGUUGGCUGCACUGUAUUGGAAAUGGCUGCUAUCCUGCUGCACUCGAAGACAAAGGACCUUCCCAAUUUGCUUGUCAGUUCUUGUGCCACACAAUUUAAAUGUGAAUAUACUUCAUCCCAGUGCAGUGAUGGAACUGCAUAUUGGCUUAUAUCCAUGAACUUAAAACAAAAUUGGAGACCCUGGCUUUGGGAUCUGUAGUAUUAGUGUAUAGUGUUUGGUAAGUAGACUUAAAAAAAUCAUGGGAUUUAUGGCUUGAGGUGUUAAAACAGUGAGCAGAUACCUCAAAGAUACAUAUGCUUUGAAUUAUCCAGACUUGCAGAACUUGACUGAUUGCAGUUUUCUUCGGUAGUUUGUGUUGGGAAGUGUAUUUAUUCCUGUUACAGAAUCAUUCCAGUGAGGGGACAGUGCUGCUGGAGUAUGAACUGGGCAGGUGUUUCUUGAAUGCGUUCAUUAGAAGGUCAUGCUCAAUGCACCCUGCGGGAACUCUGCUGGCCGCUUGUUAGAUCCAUUGCAUGUGAUGUUGCAGGCAACAGACUUCCUCACCUCACUUUUCAUGAAAUUUCUAUUUGUGGCUGGUUCAAGUUGGACCCAUAAAAGGCAUUUUUAUUAUAAACAAAUAGUGGCCUGCCCUCAAUUCAGGGUGAGGUUGGCAAGCUAGUGAUUACUUUUUAUAAGAUUUAAAAAGGAGACUAUCUUCUUUGUAAAGCACCUGAUUGCAGUAAUGUUUCUGCCUGUGGCUGGGCUUCUAGGAGACCUCUUGUUCCAUCAGCAGACCCCUCAGAUGACCAGAGACAGUACCUUCAGUAAUAGAAUCUAUUUGCUUUGUUCCUUUUCUCUCUCCCCAGUUUUUUGAGUUGGGGUUGAACUGUUUCUGCGCUGUUUGAGGAGUGUGGCCCGUCAACUGAUCACCUAUUCCAAAGCUUUCAUGCAUCUCUGCUCUUCCAUUUUCUAACUGGGCUCCUGCUGUCUGACAUACCUGCAGUUGUGCGGUUUUUUCAUUUUUUUAAUGCAAACGUGGGAUGAAAACAAGACUCUGGUAGCCUGUAUAUUGUUUUCAGUUUGAUCAAGUAAUAAAUCUAAUUUCAAAACAGACAA
Messenger RNA from Rhea pennata, 6890 nucleotides. It is a transcript of the gene KDM4A, whose product is annotated as lysine demethylase 4A. The transcript is spliced from 22 exons. Gene Ontology annotation, molecular function: histone H3K9 demethylase activity; histone H3K36 demethylase activity. Gene Ontology annotation, cellular component: nucleus; chromatin. NCBI's taxonomy places the organism in Eukaryota, Metazoa, Chordata, Aves, Rheiformes, Rheidae. Gene Ontology annotation, biological process: chromatin remodeling; regulation of gene expression. Bases 159 to 3341 code for a protein of 1060 amino acids. The record is from RefSeq and is a predicted model, not a curated record.